UGCGCAAUGCCUAGCCUACCUCCCGUUGUGUGAAGCGCGAUUUUAACGUCAUAUUUAGGCUCCUGAGCUGCUGUGUGGCCCACCAGUAUCAUGGCGUUUAAUUUCGGAAGCGCGACCGGGGCCACAGCCACCCAGGGUACAACAGGUUUUUCCCUGGGAAACUUUACUCCAAAAACAACUGCAUCUGGUUUUGGGUUUGGCACCGCUACAACCACAGCAUCAACUACAGGAUUUGGCGGAUUUGGAGGGCUUGAGUCAGCGAACUCCAACACCACUGGUUUUAACUUUGGUGGGUUCGGACUAGCUGCUAACCCUACAUUAAACUUUAACAUUGGGAAUUUCAGUGUUUCCUCUGCUCCAGCUCCGCCGUUCAAUUUUGGUAACACCCUGGCAAGUGCAGGUGGAUUUGGUGGCUUUGGAACCACAACUACUACACCUGCUUCUAGCACUGGUUUUAGUUUCUCUGCUCCAGCCAAUACUGGCACAACCGGUCUCUUUGGUAACACCCAAAACAAAACAUUUGGAUUUGGAAGUGCUUUUGGUACAACUGGAACAAACACUGGUCUUAAUACUGGGUUAUCUACUGGCCUGGGCUUUGGGGGGUUUGGCGCUCAACCUCAACAGCAGCAACAGCAGCAGAGUGCCCUUGGAGGUCUGUUUAACCAGCCGGCACAAAAUCCUAACCAGUCAAAUCAGCUGAUCAACACAGCAAGUGCACUGUCUGCACCAACAUUGCUCGGGGAUGAGAGAGACGCCAUCUUGGCCAAGUGGAACCAACUUCAGGCUUUUUGGGGAACUGGAAAAGGAUACUUCAGUAAUAACAUUCCUCCUGUGGAGUUCUCACAGGAGAAUCCUUUUUGUAGGUUUAAGGCUGUUGGUUUCAGUUGCAUACCCAACAACAAGGAUGAAGAUGGUCUUGUGGAACUUGUAUUUAAUAAAAAGGAAGCGGACAUCCGUGCUCAGCAGCAGCAGCUAGUGGAAUCUCUGCACAAAGUCUUGGGAGGACACCAGACCCUCACUGUAAAUGUGGAAGGGGUGAAAACGUUACCUGAUGACCAAACAGAAGUGAUUAUAUAUGUUGUUGAGCGCUCACCAAAUGGCACCUCCAGAAGAGUUCCUGCAACAGUUUUAAACAACCACUUUGAGCAAGCCAAUGUCAAGUCUAAUUUGCAACAGCUUGGAGUCAUUUUGACCAUUGCCCGGACUGAGCUGUCCCCGACACAGAUUAAACAGCUUCUUCAGAAUCCACCUGCUGGUGUGGAUCCAGUCAUUUGGGAUCAAGCAAAAAUUGAUAACCCUGAGCCAGAUGGACUGAUCCCUGUUGCUAUGGUUGGUUUCAAGGAACUUCUCAGAAGACUAAAAGUACAAGAUCAAAUGACAAAGCAGCACCAGUCCAGGCUAGAUAUUAUAUCGGAAGACAUUAGCGAGUUACAGAAAAAUCAGGCAACAACGAUGGCAAAAAUUGCGCAGUACAGACGGAAAUUAAUGGAACUUUCCCACAGAGUUCUUCAGGUCUUAAUAAAACAAGAAAUUCAGCGGAAAAGUGGGUUUGCCAUCCAAGCUGAGGAAGAACAGCUGCGUGUGCAACUGGACACUAUCCAGUCUGAACUUAAUGCACCUACCCAGUUCAAGGGUAGGCUGAAUGAACUAAUGUCACAGAUCAGAAUGCAGAAUCACUUUGGAGCAGUCCGAUCAGAAGAAAAGUAUUACGUAGACGGAGAUCUGUUGAGGGAAAUUAAGCAGCACUUAAAGCAACAGCAAGAAGGGCUGAGCCAUUUAAUCGGCAUAAUAAAGGAUAACUUGGAAGACAUCAAGCUGAUUGAGCAAGGACUGAGUGAUAAUGUCCAUUUACGUGGAGGAAUGUUCAGUUGAUACAAUAAACGUCAUUUUUCUUUCUCAAGGACAUUGAUUGUACUAUAACAUCACAUCAGGAAUGAUAACACUUUAAAAAGCAACAUGCCCCCCCCCCCCCCCCCCCCUGACAACAAACCAUUUGUAUUCUAGAUAUUGCAAAAUGAUUUAGCUUAAAAUCUUUUUUCUCCAAGCUGUGCCGCACUACUGGAGCAGUAAAGGUCUCUCCUCUAUUGUGUUUUGUGCAGCAUAGUGAAGUGACCUUCUCUUAGCAGGACUGUGAAUGCACAAACCUCAGUAAAGCAUGAUUUGGGGCCACCUUUGUGACAUACUGAAAUAGACUGUUAACAAACAAAUGCUAUUUUGGAAGUUUAAUUCGGUGUUGAGACUGUUAUACAUGUUAUACAUGAUACAUGUUAAUAUUUAAUACAGGGUCUUAUUGAAAAUAUAUAGGGAAUAAAUAUUUUUCUUAUAGUUUAUAUAUGUGUAAAAAUUUCAACCUGCUGGUGCCUUGUAUUGUAUAGAGAUUUUUAGAUGUUCCCCCUGGACGUCUGAAUUGGAUAGUGGACAGAUGAGACAAAUUUUACAUGGGAAACUAUCACACAAGUACCCGUCUGUAGUAGACAGUGUCAUUCAUUCAUUUCACUGCUUUGCCACUUAUAUCAUAAUAUAUAAUAGCAGCAGUUCAUAAGCUCAGAGUGUAUUCCUCCUGAUUUGGUGAAAUCUUUUUGAAUAUUAUAUUUUAUGGGAGGAAAAAAAUAAAGUUGUCGUGCAGCCGAAUAGUUUCCGGACCACAGGUCAAC
Molecule: messenger RNA, 2654 nt
Organism: Hyla sarda
Lineage: Eukaryota; Metazoa; Chordata; Amphibia; Anura; Hylidae
Gene: NUP54
Product: nucleoporin 54
Exons: 14
Coding region: 91-1872 (593 amino acids)
Biological process (GO): protein localization to nuclear inner membrane; nuclear pore organization; NLS-bearing protein import into nucleus
Cellular component (GO): nuclear pore central transport channel; nuclear pore
Molecular function (GO): structural constituent of nuclear pore
Source: RefSeq, a predicted model, not a curated record